Paramuricea clavata is the source of this 1797-nucleotide messenger RNA. The record is from the annotation of a GenBank genome assembly. Lineage: Eukaryota; Metazoa; Cnidaria; Anthozoa; Malacalcyonacea; Plexauridae.
ACUAAAUAUCACCCGUGGAUACUGGCUGACAUUUGAUAAUAUUAAUGUUGCCUUCAUCGAAAAAAAUGGGGAAUACAAAUUAUCCACAAGUAAAAAUGUAACUGUUACCGAGAGUCAGAAAAAUUUUAGAACUGCUUUUGAAAAAGCAACGGAAGAACAUAAAAAUAAAUUUAUAAGUAUCGUGGAAGAAGAAAUUCCGGAGGGAAAUCCAUCGAUCCACGACGAUAUUUCCGACGACGUGCGUGACGAAAUUCACGACGAAAAUAUCGACGAUAAUCUUGAAUUUCACGAACGGGUUUUACAGUUUUAUCGCGAUGGAAAAUUCACCGAACAAGAAGUGAGGGAACUGGUCGGAAUUACCGUUCCCAAAGGUGAACCUCGUGAACGGAUCAAAUAUUUAAAAGUGGAACGUCAAAAACUUAAAAUAGAUUUUGAUACCGAAUCCGAUCCGGAACGUCAAGAUAUUUUUCGCGAAGCGUUAGAGAUCGUCGAUCAAAAUAUCGACGAUGCAAGACUGGAAAUGCGGGAACGGCCCGAAUCCGAAGAAGGUGUGCAUCGCGUCCGUGAAAAAGUUCGGGAGGAUGUGAGAACGAGAUUUGAGAAAUUUAAAAUCUGGGCCAGAGAAAAUCUAGGAGUUUUAUCUGCGAUCGCUAUUUCCAUUGCCGGAAUUAUUACGACCGUCGUCGUCGCCGGAAAAAAGACGUUGGUCGGUGCUGCAAAAGGGGUGGGCGAAGUUGGAAAAGCGUUGGGGAAAAUUGCAAAAGCCGCACUUCCCGUGAUCGUACCCAUCUUGAAUAUGUUGGCGACCGUUCUGAAAUGGGGUGCAAAAGGAAUAGAAUUCCUUGCGAAAAACUUAUGGAUUCUUGCCAUUCUGAUUGCAGGAUACUUGUACAAUUAUUUCACGAAGAAAAAAUAAAAAUUUUUAUUUCAUUCCCAUAAAAUAAAAGAAUGGAAAGUCGUACCCAAGAACUGAACCCUAGUUUUAGCCGUCGAUCCAGGACGGAAUUAACGGGAAACCGAACGCGACAUCUGAUCACGUUCAAUCCCAAUUCGGCGAAACCCGGGGAAGAGAUCUACGUGAAUAUUCCCAAACUCAAACCGGAUUCUGUUCUCGUUCCCGAUAGUAUGGCAUUAAUCUUCGACUUUAAAAAUGCCAACGAAAAAUCAUGGUUCCGAAAUAACAUGGGAAAAUUAUUGCAGAAAAGACUGGAAAUCCGUCUCGCCGGCGAAAAAGUCUACGAUAACAGCGGGGAAAGUUUACUGGAAAUUUACAAAGACUUGUGGACGGACGAAAAACAACGCGCGGAUAUGAUCCAAGACGGAAUUGCUGCCGAACCCGUUCGUAAGAAAAUUUCCAAGGAUGACGAAGCCAAUGUCGAUGCCGAUGCGACCGCACUGUUUGGAAUUUUCGGAACGAAACAACGGUUGAAGAUUACGAAGAUUUUAGGCGAUCACGGAUUGUACGCACCGUAUCAUUCGGCCAACGAUCUUCAGUACGUGAUCACGUUACCGCAAGCGUCAGAAAUCAUGAACGCCCAAAGCGGGGAAACCGUCGACGGGUAUUCUUUGGAAAAUUUAGAACUGGAAUACGAAAGUAUCGAAAAUAUGAAUCUUGCACGAAAAUCCGAAAAUCUCUACGGUUCCGAACGCGAAUUAUCUUUCGAACAUGCCACGUUGAUGAAAAAGACCGAAUGGGAUAAAAGUUUAACGAUCGUUAACGAAACCGUCAAUCUUCCGCGUCGAAGUAUGAAAGCCGUCGUCAUGCUUUUCACGGAAAAAACACCGACCGAUAGUUAG